Molecule: messenger RNA, 513 nt
Organism: Sinocyclocheilus anshuiensis
Lineage: Eukaryota; Metazoa; Chordata; Actinopteri; Cypriniformes; Cyprinidae
Product: serine/threonine-protein phosphatase 4 regulatory subunit 1-like
Exons: 4
Coding region: 154-414 (86 amino acids)
Biological process (GO): protein dephosphorylation
Cellular component (GO): cytoplasm
Molecular function (GO): protein phosphatase regulator activity
Source: RefSeq, a predicted model, not a curated record
GGCUGCCGUCAGCGCGUGCGUGUUAAAGGCAGUGCUCCGAGGCGCGCGUUUUUGUGUUUGUGUGUAGUGUGUGUAGUUUGUGUAGUUUGUGUAGUUUGUGUAGUUGUGUUGGUCAUCAGCACAGAAGCGGCUUAAAUGUAGAAGCGGCGCAGGAUGGCGGAUCUCUCUCUGCUGCAGGACUUGCAGGAGGACACGGACAGAUUGCUGGAUUUCGUGUCUCAGGAUGAGAUGUUGACUCCUCUGGGCCGACUGGACAAGUACAUCAGCAGCGAGAACGUCUUCAACAGGCAGAUGGUGGCCCGCAGUCUUCUGGACACGCUCCGAGCCGUCAGCGAGGAUGAACGCGAGUGUGUGUCUGUGCUGGAGCGGAUCGACAGACUCGCAGACGACUCGGGUACUGAACUGAUUCACUGAUUCACUGUCCUGUCAGAGAGUCGUGUCAUGAAGACUCUGUGUUUGAGAUCUGACUCCUGUGAGCUCUAGACCGAUAAACACACACACACACACACACUC